AUGUCGACCAAUAGAGAUACCGAAAAAGCCGAUGAUGGCCCCUUGUUCCUUGUCAACAACACCGUUCAAGACUUUUCAUGGAAAGGCCUGACGGUCACGGUCAAAGACCGGGCGACCAAGGAGCCACGCCAGCUGAUUAGCGAGAUCAGUGGCUCUGUUCAGCAAGGAGAACUUCUAGCUCUGAUGGGCCCUUCGGGCUGUGGCAAAACAACGCUGCUCAACGUCCUCGCUCGCCGCGCUGCAGCAUCAAAAGCCAAGGUGGAAGGAGAGUGCUUGGUGAAUAACAGAAAACUCGAUAGCGAGCCGUUUGCGCGUAUCACGUCGUAUGUCGAGCAGGAAGAUGCUUUGAUCGGGUCUCUGACCGUUGAGGAAACUAUCCGGUUUGCCGCCGACCUCUCCCUCCCUGGUGAUGUAUCCAAAUGUCAGCGUCGAGAACGGAUCACUACCCUACUACAAGCUCUCGGGAUCCAAAAGCAGGCAAAGACAUUGGUUGGAACCCCGAUUCGCAAAGGAAUCAGCGGAGGCCAGAAGAGGAGAGUGAGCAUUGCCAGUCAGUUGGUAUCUUGUCCCAAGAUCUUGUUCUUGGACGAGCCAACCAGCGGGCUCGACUCGACUGCCAGUUUCGAAGUGAUUUCGUAUGCUAAGAGGCUGGCCGUGGCGAACAAGCUCAUAAUUAUAGCAAGCAUCCACCAGCCAUCCACGGCGACGUUUCAGCUAUUCGACAAGCUUCUUCUACUUUCAGGCGGGCAAACUUGCUACUCCGGACCCGUGGCGAGCAUUGAGAGCUAUUUUGGGGACAUCGGCUUUGAGAUUCCGGCGUACACUAACCCGGCAGAGCAUCUUCUUGAUCUCGUCAGUGCGGACUUUCACGGUGAUUCUGGGGAAACGAGACAAAUUCAGCAGGCAUGGAGUCAAGCUGCAAAUAAUGACAGCACGUUGUCCAAAAUCAAUAAGCCAAUACAAAACCCAGACCGACAACAACAAAAGAACCUAAUUCUAUCGGCUGAAGAACUAGUCUCUCGCCGACCAGGGCUAAUAAGCAUUACUUUCUCCCUGCUGCACCGCUCGUGGAUUAAGAGCUAUCGGGACGUUGUGGCAUACGGAAUCCGCAUCCUUAUGUACAUGGGUUUGGCCAUUAUGAUGGGAACGGUCUGGCUGCGAUUGAGUACUUCUCAGGAAUCGAUCCAGCCAUUCGUGAAUGCAAUCUUCUUCGGCUCGGCGUUCAUGUCUUUCAUGGCAGUAGCCUAUGUCCCAGCGUUCCUCGAAGACCGAGCGACUUUCAUCAAAGAGCGCGCGAAUGGGAUGUAUGGUGCGACUCCAUUCAUCAUUGCCAAUUUCCUGAUCGGACUGCCCUUUUUAUUCUUGAUAUCAGUUCUCUUCUCCAUUGUGUCCUACUGGCUCUCAAACUUCCAGCCCACCGCCACGGCCUUUUUCACCUGGGUCAUGUGGCUGUUCCUCGACCUGGUGGCCGCCGAGUCGCUCGUCGUGCUCGUCUCAUCCCUAUUCCCUGUUUUUGUCAUUGCUCUCGCCCUGGUUGCGUUUGCGAAUGGGUUGUGGAUGAGCGUUGGCGGGUUCCUGGUGUCGCCGACGAUUCUCAAUCCGUUCUGGAAAUAUGUCUUUCACUAUAUUGACUAUCAGUCAUACGUCUUCCAAGGCAUGAUGAUCAAUGAAUUCAAAGACCGCGUCUAUUCCUGCGGUUCCGGUUGCCAGUGCAUGUACCAGACCGAUCUCGCGGCACAGUGCCAGAUUCGCGGGACUGGAGUCCUCGCCACAUAUGGGUAUAAUGCAGAGACCAAGAUGGGGAAAUUGGUUGGCAUUCUAGUCGGCAUUAUUGCUGUUUAUCGGUUGUUGGGGUGGAUGGCGCUGUAUAUCCGCCGGACUUGA
Talaromyces rugulosus is the source of this 1884-nucleotide messenger RNA. RefSeq lists its product as uncharacterized. The record is from RefSeq and is a predicted model, not a curated record. Bases 1 to 1884 code for a protein of 627 amino acids. Lineage: Eukaryota; Fungi; Ascomycota; Eurotiomycetes; Eurotiales; Trichocomaceae. Gene Ontology annotation, cellular component: membrane. The transcript has 7 exons. Gene Ontology annotation, molecular function: ABC-type transporter activity; ATP binding; ATP hydrolysis activity.